AUUUCUCCUGCUCCGUUUGCCAUGCAAUCACGGCUAUGCAUCUCGGCCGCGCGUGUUGUGCACCUUCGCGGGUUCGUCAACGCGUUUGCGCGGCAUCGAUCCGCAGACACCUCGCGGUCCGCAUCUCCUAACGUAAACGUGUCAUGUCGCGCCAGUUCGACGGCGGAUGUUCCUCGGAGGACCCGCCGCAUGCGCCUGUAAUAUGGAACAUCGUUCCGGCGUUCUCGAUCGACGUGGAGAUCGGGUAACAACCAAGACGAGAAAGCGAUGCGCAGCCUCGCUCGCAAGCUACUAGUAUGGCCGACGUUGGUGCUGUCCUUCCUGGUAGCCGUCCGACUGCUGUUCGGCCGGGACUUUCGAUUGCCGACGUCCACGCUCGUCUUUCGCGAUGACGGCGGUAUCUCCACGUUGGACAGUAGCCAUGCGAAUUCGCAUCAGGACGCCGGCCCGCCAGGACCGCCCGCCUACGCGGCCGGCGUGUACAUGGCGGGUCGGCAACCCAGCAACGAAAGUGCCUGCAGGUGGUACCACGGCUUGCCGGGUGUCCUCUCCUAUCCACCAUCCAGACUCACCUGGAGCCCCGAAAUCGGCGAGAAGAGUCCCUACAGGGUUCUGCCAUUCGUGUUGCUCGGCGCCGUCGAGGCGACGGACAAUUUGCCCCAAGUCACGCUGUCCACACACGCCACCGCCGAUCAGGUUUACGGGAUCGUGGAGCUCGCCAGACGGUGGGAGGGAUCGCUCAGCCUGGCGGUGUUCGCGCCAGGCCUCGACGCCGGCCUCGCUGUCGCUCAGCUCGAUCGCGCCUGUCGUUGCGAGCCUGCCAUGUACAAGGUUUCCGUCCACCUGGUGUUUCCGGCCGGUCGACCGCCCGCCCUGGGCGCGAUCAGCCAUACCCAGGGCGACUGCGCCGCCUCCGAUCUCCAGUGGCGGCAGGCCGAGACCGAGAGGCGCAAGAGGAGAAUGACAUAUCCCAUCAACGUCGCCCGGAACGUGGCGAGAACGUUGGCGAACACGUCCCGCGUGCUCGUGUCGGACAUCGAGCUGCUGCCGAGCGCGCGGCUCGCUUCCGGCUUCAUGGAGAUGGUGCACCAGAGACCGCCCAAGCACGGCGUGGUCUUCGUCGUGCCUGUAUUCGAGAUAGAGUCCAAUGAACCGCCGCCGACGACGAAGCGCGAGCUGCUCGCCGCCUGCCGAGCCGGUCUGGCGGUAUAUUUUCAUAGGUUCGUCUGUCCGCACUGCCAGCGAUUUCCUGGACUGACCAGGUGGAUGAUCAGACCGGAUCCAGGUAGGAUCCGACCGCUUAUCGUCACCAGACGGGAAUAUCCGCAUCACAGGUGGGAGCCAGUCUUCAUUGGCACGCGCGACGACCCGCUCUACACGGAGGAGAUGUCCUGGGAGGGCAAGCAGGACAAGAUGAGUCAGAUGUUCGAGAUGUGUCUUCUGAAUUAUCGUCUGGUCGUGCUCGAUGGUGCCUUUUUAGUACACAUUCCGGGAAUCAAGCGGAGAGCGCCCAAGAUCAACGCGGCCAUGCAGGACUUCUUCCGGCCGCACGAGAAGAGGAACGCGAAGAUCUAUCAACGCGUGAUAAAGCGUCUAAUCAAGCGGUAUCCGAUCAAUCGUAGAUGCGCGCAGUGAGAUAUUCGAGACCUCGGCGCGAUACUGUAAAGCCUUCGCUGAAAGAAUUUUUAGGGAGAGAUAAGAGGGACCGCCUCGACACGCAUGCGGUGUCUGUAUAAUUCGUAUACGAUAAAAAAAUAAUAUUUUUCGGCGACAUCGAAUUUUAUAUUAGACUUAGGAGAGGCUGCGAACCGGCACCGAUCGCUUUUUCACCGCGGAAAUAAAGGCUUUUUUUACUGAGAAAA
This is a messenger RNA of Wasmannia auropunctata (little fire ant), 1862 nucleotides long. Its product is annotated as beta-1,4-glucuronyltransferase 1-like. The transcript is spliced from 6 exons. NCBI's taxonomy places the organism in Eukaryota, Metazoa, Arthropoda, Insecta, Hymenoptera, Formicidae. The coding region runs from base 268 to 1635 and encodes 455 amino acids. The record is from RefSeq and is a predicted model, not a curated record.